AUUUUUCUUGAACUUUGAAGUGAAAAUACAAAUUACGAAAACAUACUUCUUCUUUUCUAUAGAUCUUUUCUUACGAAUUAGAAAGUUUUACUUAAAUUGUGAUUAAAUUUUUAAAAUUUCAUCAUAAAAUUGAAGGCGCGAUUUACUGGUUAACUGGCAUUUCCCAACAUUGCUUCUGUUUCGAUUGCAUGCCAUGUCUAAUACUAUUUGAAAUCGCGUACAUUCUUUUCAUAUUGAUAGUUCAUACACUUCUUUUUCAAUUUUUGAAUGUUCCAGCUUUGGCUUGUAAAAUAAAAUGAAUAAAUUAAAAUCAGCCCAGCGAGAAAAAGUGAAAAAAUUCAUUGCCUGCACGCAAACGUCGGAGGUAGUCGCUAUAUAUUGUUUGUCUCAAAACGAUUGGAAACUAGAACCAGCUACAGAUGAUUAUUAUCAAAAUCCUACCAGAUAUUUGAGUGUUAUCAAAGAUCCUAAAAUGAUUAAUACUUCGUCGAAUCUAACCAAUAGUGGCUCUCACCAUCUGUAUAAUACUGCUCAUAACUUACAACAUACCAUAGCACAUAGCAGUCACGGCAUGGAUAGAAGAAAAUUAGACACAUUAUUUUCGCGUUAUAAAGAUCCUUCGGAACCUGACAAAAUUACUGCUGACGGAGUGAUGAAAUUCUUGGAUGAUUUAAAUUUAUCGCCGGAUUCAAAAUUAGUGUUGAUCAUUGCUUGGAAAUUUAAAGCUGCUGCGCAAUGUGAAUUCACCAAAGAUGAAUUUGUUCGUGGCAUGAUGGAAAUUGGUGCUGAUACUAUUGAUAAGUUGAAGAUGAAACUGCCUGUUUUGGAAGCUGAGUUGAGAGAUAGUUUAAAUUUUAAGGAUUUCUACCAAUUUACAUUUAAUUACGCAAAGAAUCCAUGCCAAAAAGGCCUAGAUUUAGAUAUGGCAAUUACGUAUUGGAAUAUUGUAAUGCGAGGACGUUUCAAAUUUUUGAAUUUAUGGUGUCGGUUCUUAGAAGAGCACCAUAAACGCUCAAUCCCAAAAGACACAUGGAAUUUAUUGUUGGAUUUUUCUUCCGUCAUUAAUGAAGAUUUAAGCAAUUACGACGAAGAAGGUGCCUGGCCUGUAUUAAUUGACGAUUUUGUAGAAUGGGCUCGUCCAUUAAUUCAGUCUAGUGAACAUCCGCAUAGUACCCAAAUGUAAACGAAUUGUCAGCCUUCCUUUGUAAAGAAAAUAUGGUAUCGAAGUACAUAUUGAAUACCAACGACAACAUCGAAGAAUACAUUAAAUGGUCAAACGUAAACAAUGAAAUACGUGGUAAUACACUAAUUUCAAUACCACUAUAUAUUGGCGUUGUUCAGGUAUAAUAUAUGGGUAUACGUAUUACUAGUGUUUCAUUCGUCUACUCAAUUGACAUUUACAAAGUUACUUUCAGAUUUUCUACUAAAAUCAGUUACUUUAUAUUUUAUAAUUUACAUUCAUUAAUGUUCCCUUUGACAACAAAUUUUCUGAUCACCUUACGUAUCCAUAAGUUUCUAUUUUUGUUUUUUUGAGUUCAUAUUCUAUUCAAUCAUUUUACAGUAAUUCUUCUGAUCUACAACAAGUUUAUGCAAAAUGAACGAAUUACUCGAAUCUUUGAAAACGUUGAUGUUUAUUGCUUUUAUUAGAUGACUAACACUUUUGUUUCACACUUUCGAUUAAUUGUUCGUUAAACAUGAAUUUGAAGCCAACGUGACAAAUUGUCCUAGUCCACAUUUUGCGUGUGAAGUAAUUAUCCGAACUGUAGAAUUGAAUAGUUUUUGUUUCUUUUUUAUAUACCUAUUACGUUUUAGUUUGUUUUUGUAAUCGUUCUUUCUCUUCGCUGUUAGAGAUUACGAGUUAUUGUAUAUAACUACAUAUAUUACAUUAUGUAUAGGGAGUUAUCUGUUUCGCAAUUAUAAUUGAAUAGAAAUGUUAUUAUAA
Molecule: messenger RNA, 1942 nt
Organism: Planococcus citri (citrus mealybug)
Lineage: Eukaryota; Metazoa; Arthropoda; Insecta; Hemiptera; Pseudococcidae
Gene: SCCRO
Product: defective in cullin neddylation 1 domain containing SCCRO
Exons: 5
Coding region: 296-1183 (295 amino acids)
Biological process (GO): protein neddylation
Cellular component (GO): ubiquitin ligase complex
Molecular function (GO): ubiquitin conjugating enzyme binding; ubiquitin-like protein binding; cullin family protein binding
Source: RefSeq, a predicted model, not a curated record